Aedes albopictus (Asian tiger mosquito) is the source of this 1243-nucleotide messenger RNA. RefSeq lists its product as uncharacterized. The transcript has 2 exons. Lineage: Eukaryota; Metazoa; Arthropoda; Insecta; Diptera; Culicidae. The record is from RefSeq and is a predicted model, not a curated record. Bases 221 to 1093 code for a protein of 290 amino acids.
CGCUCUUUCGCAGAUAAUGAGUUGUCACUUUGCUAACGAACGUCAACCACUCAGUGUAGUGUAAUGGUACUGUAGAUAAAUAAUUAUUAGCAAAACAACAAAGUAUAUUUGCUAGUGCUAGCAGAAAUUAACGAACAAAAAUUGGAAACACGCGCCUCACAGAAAGACAAAAUCAGUUUCUAUUUCUUUGAUCUCGUAAAUUAAGUGCUGAUUGGUAGAAAUGUCGGAACGAAAUCCGAAGAUGACCUACGUGGAAAUCAUGCAGCUGCUGGCUGCAUAUCGACGGAACGAGUGUCUAUGGAAUCAUGCUCACAGUAAUUACAGGAAUCAAGCCGUAAGAAAUGAAGCAUUUACGAAUAUUUCUAUCGAAAUGGACAUUAUUUCGAUCGAGGAGGUUAAGCGGAGGAUAAAAAUCCUUCGUGAUACGUACAACAUCGAGAAAAAUAAAAUGAGAAAAUCACGACUUGCUGGACCGAGGCCAGGUGGUUAUUACACCACUAAAAUUCCAUGGUUCAAAGCAGCGGACGACUUUCUUUCCAAGUGCGAUGGAAAGCAAAGCAACCCGAACACUGACUCAGAUGCUCCUUGCAAGUCUGAGCAGUCCAGUCAACAGAGUGAUCGGGUUUCCUCUCCAGAAUUAGAGCAACAGGAUUCGCCUGAUCCCUUGUGGCAGUACGGAGAGGCAAAUGUUGGAGCAAAUGAGUCGCAAUCUAGCUGCUCAAGUGCAGGUAGAAAGCAUUUGUUCGAAUCAACGCCGUCUACGAUACCCACACCGAUGAAGAAAGUCUUUCGUCCUGCGAAUCAGUCGUCGUAUGCGAAUGGGAACAGCUGGAGCACAGAGCGAAGAAGUUUACACACGGAACUGAUUCAGAGUAAGCGAGCAGGCGUCACAUCGUCAGUAGCGGAUCCCAUUCAGGAUGAGUUUCUGUACUUUGGACUGAACUUGGCGGCGCAACUUGGGGAACUACCUAAACUGCGAGCCCUCAUGCUACAGGAGAAGAUUCAAACAUUGGUUUCGCAAGAGCGAAUAGAGUUCGAAAUGAGCCAGCAGGGGCUGGCUGAUGGUGAAACUGUGAAUGGCCACCAGCAAUAAUUUUACAAACAUCCUUCGGACAUUCCCGGUUGGGUUUAAUUUGAACUUCGGAACUGAAUGAAGUCCACUAAUCGAAAAUAUGAAUAAAGAGUAAUAACGAAUAAAUAAUAAACAAUAAAAUAAUAGCUAUUUCUGUUGUAAGAAUGCAAA